CACCGCAAGAUGGCGGCCAAGUACGCUGAUAUUGACAGGUGCUGAGAGAGCAUGGCGGCCAGUGUUUACGACAACUGAUCGCGACCGAUCGAAUUUGCGGAUCAUCCGGCUGAUUCGUGUAUUGUGUACGAUUCCUCCUUUGACACAGUUUCAUCGGUAUCUCCGAACCGUACGUUGAUCGUUCGCAUUAGUUUCUACCCAAAGAAAAUCGAGUGUACAGUUGAUCCGGUCAGUGAAACGCGUGUCCCAAUCUCGAAAGUUUGGGAUCAGGUGGUGAAUUUGUCGCUGAUACGGGAGUGCUUUCGAAGCGGAUCAUCGGAAUAUUACGAGAUUCGUUCUAAUCUGACAAGAGUUACGAAGGAGUCUCGUGCAAACUGGAAACAUAGGACUUACGCCCACGUAGGAGGAAUAGGAGGAAAACGACGAGCGGUUCUAGUUCGCUUCCGGUCACGCGAUUCUCUCUUUAAUGAAUAGACGUCGACGCUGAACGACAAAGUUGUUGCCUUCGUGGUGCACGAUUCUUUUAUUUUUUUUUCUUCGUUUUUCGUCGACGAUAAGAACACGUUCACCAAAUGUGCCGUUAUCUAUCUUGACGUCGGCCCCAGCACCGUACCAGGACGCUUUAUUUUCAUACUCGAAAACCGGAAGCACGGGGUGCACUGUAACCAUUGUCAUGGGCCACUGUUUAUCCUUCGUGAUACGUUCUUAUCUUAUCCGCUAGUCCUUUUACCUCUUGCUGGCGACCAAGAUACCGACGUUUGCUCGUCUUAAAUUUCCUCAUCUUUUUUUCUACCGUUUUCAUUGGGUGGUGAAAACGGGGCUACAAAGAUCGGUGUUAUAAAAUAAAUUUUUGAGAAAUAGGUUGACUGGCAAAGAUCGAACCGCUCGAAAGCGCAAUAACGACGGAAUUCUCUGGAGCUUCCGCUGGAAAUAAUUUGCCACGGUAUAGUUACCGGUGUUUUAACCGGAUUACCAAGAUGAUAUCAGGAAUUUUACCACGGUAAUUAACGCCGCUUCUCGAUAGAAGUACAGAGAUUCGAAGCGCGUUCCUCUUUUCCGGUUGAACCCGUGAGAUAGAAGAGCAAUUAAUUAACGGUCUCGUUAAUCAACGAAAUGCUCAUCUUCACGGUCUACCUAGUGAUACGCUAAAUCGCUUUUGUACGAUUAUUUUCUAAUUUUCUCUUAUUCCAUUAAUUUCUUUGGCGAAGAUAUGAAAAUAAAAAUUUAAGAGAGAAGUUAGCUUUAUCUAAGGGAUACUUCUUUUCUCUUUAUCUUUCCCGCGUCCGACUCGGUUUGUCUGUUUAUUUAGGAGAGCAAGAAGCAACUAAUAGGAAACAACGUUCAUCCGCUCAUGAUCCGUUUAUAGAAGUCGGGCUCUGAUGCAUUGUAAACAAUGAGAGGAACGAACGAACUCGCUCGACCUUUAUCCACGGGGUUCAACGUUUUCCAUAUUAUCAGGAACAUCCUUUUCAACUCGCAAAUUGGUGUAAAGUGCUUGUACCAGCGGGGUUACAUCGUCUUCGUUUCGUCUUUCUGUUCUUUCUGUAUUACCGUUGUCAUCGUCGCACGCGGUCCAUCGUGGGUGGAUUAUACGAGAUGAGUCAAUGCUUGCCGUCACUCCAAAUAUAUGCAUCUUAUUUUUGAAAAAAAGAAAAAGAAUCGCAGAUAUUACUGUUGUUCCACGAUUGCUAUCAGACCUCGCACCGACAUAGUUCACAGCGAUAAAAAUGAAUUCUUAGUUGGCUAAUAGCAGAUCAGAAUUACGAUAAAAUAAUGGAUCUGUUCGGACGUCUCUGGGUAGAAGCGAGAUCACGGUUUCCAGGCUGAACUUUAAUGAAUUUCAAUUGAUUCGUCUUCUCUUCUCGUUUAGGAGCACCGUGGCUGUGUUAAGCACUGCGACGUGCACCGGGUUUAUGAUAUCUACGUGACUGGCUCACUGUUUUUUUUUUUUUUUCAUUCGACGAAUUUCUAUGCAGUUUUAGUCGAACAUUUACGUGGGGGUCGCUUAAAAAAAAGGAAAAGAAGAAAAACACAAGGAGAUCGUUGAAGAGAGGGAACAGAGUUACCGGUUGUUAGCCCUUUGAUCGUCGCCUUUUUCUCUAUUAUCUUUCCCAAAGGGUUUUUUUGCCCGCGGAACAGUGCGAGAUCGGGUGUAAAGGAGGAAAUGCAUAAAUAUUAAUCGUCAGCUUCCAACGGACAAAAUGGAGCGUUAACGAGGCUGUUUGCCAGCAGCCAGCAGACAUUACCAUUGCUGAUCGCGUUCUGAGGGUUCUGCUCGCGCAGCUGUGUCGACACACGGUGCAAACAUCGACUUUCCAUGCGAUUCCUAUGCAGGGGAGAAUACUGCAACGAAAUAAGAAAACCAAGACAGCAUGCUAUCAUUUUCUUUUUCUUCCCUUCGUUUUUGUUACUCCUGGAAACCUGGUCCAAUUAUCCCGACCGUCGUAAUAGCUUUUCCAGUCGGAAAUUUUAAAUAAAAGAGUAAGAAAGUAAAUCCCGAAAGAAUAAUUCGUCGGCGAAUGAAAUUCAUCCGUGAAUUUCGGGCCACACAGUGGUAAAGCAAACAUCAAAUAUUUACUCCUCCCAUAUACUUACGGGGAUCGAUACUAAUUUACUUACAGCGAAACGGGAGGCUGCAUCAACGAGUCAGUCACUUUUCUAUUUCUCAUUCGUUCACUUAUAAUCCAUUACGAUAUUAGUUUGCCGUUCGUUAAGGUAAUAACGUUUGGCUUUGAUGAUAUUAUCUGCUGUAGUACAGAUCGCUCGAAUAUUUUUAUUACAAUUACGGAUCGAUUCGAAUUGGGGAGGAAAUUGAAAGAUUAUCGUUUACUAUUUUUAAGACUUUCUUACUCAAUCGAGUACAAUGAACCGUUAGGGGUGCAUUUUCUAAAUACUGUCGACUCCUGGUGAUAUCUACCGAGCAAAGCAAAGAUUACAACACUUUCGUACGAUGCACCACGUGGUUGGUACACAUUCUCAAGACCCUGACGCGACAACACCUGUCGGAAGGUCGCUGCAUCGCGUCGCUCCGGACGGGCCACCUACCACUCUGACAUUCAAGGACCUCUUACAUACCUUUCCUCUCUUACGCUUUCUUCGUUUCACGGAUGGGCAAAUAAUCGAGCGGCCGUAAUGUAAAAAGGUGAACACGCGCGAGUUUCUUCAUCGUCUGGUGAGAGAAAGACGAAGAGCUACGGUAACGAGGUAGAGAAUAAGACAGACGAUAUGCGUGAACGAACGAAAGAAAGAAGGAGCAAGCAAACGUUACUUGAUAAAGAAAGGAAGAACACAGCAGUGCGAGGGUAAUGGAAAUGCUAAGCAGGCCCAGAAGAUGGAUAAAGAUGGGGAAUGGAGAAGUGCGUGAGUGAGAAAUGCGUGUGCGAGGGACACACGGUAGCUUCUCAUAGAGAAGAAGAGACAGUCGUUGGUUUGCCGCAAGGCUGCCUGCAUCGAACAGACGAAAGAAACGUGUGCGCCCACACCCUUCGUCGCGUGUACAAUCGAGUCAUCGAAAUUCUCACUAGUGACAUACACCUCGUAAUCUUAACUCGUUGAAUACCGUGGAGGUCACUGGUGGACUCGCAUCAUCGUUCCAAUCUAACAGUGUCGGUGUUAUUUAGCACACAAUUCAACAUUUAAGGGAACAGAACGUCGUUGAAGGUAAAUCAUCCAAGUGAUUAUGGAAUGGUUUUUCGAGUGCAAUGAACAAGAAUUUUAAUUGAAAUGUAAUUGAGAUUGUGGCGGGAAGAUAUUGUUGAAAAUUGAAUAACGUUAUGGUUUGGUGUUGAAGAGAGCUUGCUCGAGGAUAGAAGUCGGUGAUUGGGUGCAACCCGGCUUCCACGAGUUGCUCCGAAAAUAAUCGUCGUAUUUUUACCGCCUCUUCAUGCCCACUUCGCUAACGCUGGAAGCCGCACAAAGUGGCGUUAAUUCGGUGUGAAGCAAUACCUCGAAGAUGUCACGUCUUCGUCGUCGUUAGGACUGGUAAUUGCUUAUUUAAUACACGGAAAUUGUCGCGACGUGUUCCAUUUCGACCAAGGAGCAUCAUAUUUUCUACGUUUCUAACGGUAACACCACGGUAAUACCUUAAAAAUGUCACAGACUUUCUCAUUGUUACGUCGAAACAGUAAUUUAGUCAUUAUUUCUGGUCAGGUAUUUCAGUUUCGUGAUGAAACUGUUUCGUUUUUCAGUAACCCCUUGCUUUAUAAUACCGUCCCAUAAAAGAGUCAAACUUUUAUUAAAAUUCCAAAUGUAACGUGUGAAAUUAAGGAAUAUUUCGAAAUAUCAAACAUAGGUACUAAUAAUAAGAGGAAUCUUAGAAACAGAAAUAAUAGAGAAAACAAAGUAGUGUAGUCAAUAAUGCGUCCGACUAGAAAUCUAAGGGUCGCGGGUUCGAGUCCCCAAAUAUUGUUGGUGUUUUUCCAAAUUUUCUGCAAUAAGUAAAAUCCAAAGAUAUGACGUCACGCGUUUGUCAUAAUUGCUCAUUCAAUUAUUAUCAGCAAUAUUCCCACAUUUCAUGUUUCUCGAUAAAAGUACGCUCGAUUUCCGUUGUUACUUCAACAAAACGGAGGUACGUUUUUCCCCCGACACGCGGUCUGUCAUCCAAUGUUCGAUAAACGUCACAUCGUCGCCGUCCUUAUCGGUGCUUUCUGUCGCGCAAACUUUCGUUGCUCGUGUUUCGAAACUGUGUUUCCACUGGGGUAGGACGACAAUGCGCAUCGCUCCGUCUGGUCAAGUGAAAAUCUCACCACACGAGUUGUGUCGCUGAAUUUUCUCUGUCAGAAAUUCACAAGGAUAUAGAAUCGGGAACGAUCGAAGAGCAGAGAAACUCUCAGCUUCGCUUCCAUCGUCGCCCACGCGACCACGAGAUUUCCAACAAUUUCGACUUCGCUCAAAGUUUCCGUCACCGUGAGACUGAUGAGCAGAGAGUGGAAACGCGUAACGGGAAUUCCAGCCACGGUUGGGUGACGAGAUUCUCUCACACCUGGUUGUUCGAAUAAAAUUAAUCUUUAAAACUUGCCGUUCGAAUGAGAAAAUAUUUCCUGUAGUUCAAAAUCAUUUAUCUCCGAUUCAAUAAAUUCCGUUAAUUAGUGGAAAAGGAUUUAUUGAAAAUUUCAUUAUUCGAUUAAAACGCGUUCACUGACAUAGUGAAAAUGACCAUGUAUACGAGUGUGCAGGUGAAUGAAUUCUCGCUCUCACGAUUUGCGUUCGCCUCUUUAGCCUGUCCAUCGACCCUAACUAGCUAUUUAUAUACACGAGCUUCUUGUCUCUGUGCUCGUGGCAUCUGCGUAUCUAAUAGGUAGGCGCGUGUGUUCAUACACGCUCGUGUUCGCCCAAUUAUAAGCAUCACGGAUAUCGAUACACGCUCGCGAUGGAAUACAAAUACGCGAAUCGCCGGUGAACACGAUUUUCAUCGCUGCUUGCACGGAAGGCAAGAUCAAGAAUUCUAGAUUAACACGUUUACCGGCACCGGUAGAAAUAGCCAUGACUAGUACUUUCAAUGAUAAUAUGGGAUUAUCAAGGAUAAUAAAGAUUAAUUCCUUUAAUCUAAUAGUGGAAUUUUCUACUUCCAGUCACUACUGGAAAUUUCUAAAUUCAUCUAAAUUAAAUCGCUAUUAGAGAGUUAUAAAUUUUCUAAAACGCACGAUCGUUAUAGCUCGCGGAUGCAGAGAGGCUAAAUUUGUAGCGAAAGAGAAGUUUCUCUCUUUCUGGUGAAGUCAGCAUAAUGCAGCUCCAUACAUGACCGCAACUUCACAAGCUUCUUCUUUGAGAAUUUUUCUUUUUAAUUAAUCAGCUAACCAAGUGAAAACUGAUUGGGUGAUCAGCGAUCCAGAACACGAACAAGGGUGCUGUAUAUGUCCUGAGACCCUUGAUGAAGUCAACCGCAAUACUGACAAAACGCUUACACACAAAAGCCUCAGACAAUACUAAUCUUCCUUCUUCACUUUCAUAUAUACCGUUCUUUCGAAUAGGUGCAAUUCUUUCUUCCUUUUGUACCCUUUCUUUGCUCCAUCGAUUGUUUGACGAAUCAAGCCAAAAGCGUGCACGUACAGAGAGAGAGAAGGGGGGAGAAAAAGAACAAUCCCCUCGUCCAUUGAAUCGCGUGUCGAUAGACAUCGAAAAAGGUAAGGGAGUACGCCAUGUUAGACCACCAUCGUCACUCGGUGAAUAUGCUUAACGCAUAAUUAUGAGGGAGCAGCUGCGAGAUGGCACGUAUACGUUUUUCAAAACCACCGCUAUGCAUCUUCGUCACGACGAUGUGUUCGGUGUCUGACCGGAAAUACCGCGAUAUGGUAUCCACGAACAUCGUUUAUGGUCACUGGAUAUUAUCGAGAGCUUCGAUCGGACGUGUCUAACUCUUUACGGUAGUUCGAUCUUAUCCGUUUCAAUAUCCUUAUUUGCAAAAUGUUUAACUCUUUUUCCCAGUGGUUUUCAACCACUCUGUACGAAUCCGUCGGUGACAAAAGGGUUUAAUUCGAAUCUGUAGAGAAAGGGUGGCGAAUCCGGUGUAGGAAUAUGAUAAAGUGUGUAUCGCGUAAGAGCAGAAGCGGAUCCGUUGUUCUCGUUCUUCUCGUUGCUCGCGGAACAAAAGCAGCCGCGGAUCGUAAAUAAAACGUCGAUAGAUCCCGUGCCCGUUACAAUUCUCCGGACAAAAGUAUCUCCAAGUUCAUCGAACUACGCUCACGCUACUGGACGAUAAUACGCUCUUGUAACAAUGAACAAACAACGUUUUUCAAUGUGUCUGCUUUCCAUUGAAAAUGCACGAUACGCGACACCACGGAUCACGCACGGCUGUACUUUCACGCGUGCUUUCCACGCGUCACGUGCCACGGCUUUCUUUCGUUCUUCCAAUAGCUUCCUGACAUGCCGAUCGCGCGACACCGAAUUACACUGUCGAUUCAAAUGUAUUCGCUCAGUGUCAACACGUUCCACGUGUUGCUGAUGUAACGGUGAUUCACGAUAUGUAUCGGACUUUUGAUUGGCAAUCGCUCAUCAAUUUCACGAUUUGCUGCAACUCUCUUCGAUUCAAGGAAAUUCACGGCCAAUUAGUAAUUUACAACAAACGCCCAGAGUUAUGCGAAAUUUCCCAGAGCUCGCGAUAUACCAGUGCUUCUCAUCCGGGUAACUUGAAAUUCGAAAGUAGAAUGCGAAAGAGUGGAGAACACGUUUGAUAGAAAGAUCCGCUUGCGAUCGAGUAUUCAAACUAGCUCGUCCGUACGGCUUCUAAUCAGCGCCGGGCGCGUGUAAUAAUAAAACAAACGAGUAGACAGGAAAUAGAUAAGCGACGAUAAGAGAAGGCAGAACGAAGAAUCGCUGUUCAUUGUCGAUCGCAGACCGGAUGGCGUGUAAGCAGCGCGUACCCCUAUGUUCCCUUAUGUUGUGAUGUCGGUGCACGGUGGUUCGAAGUUCAAGGCCGUCUCGUGCAUCGACUCGUGUAAUUAGCAGGGAAACUUUGUUAUAGAAAAAUGUAGGGAGAAAGAUUUUUAAGAAUCCUAACGAAACUUGGCCAAUAUUCUGCCUGUCGUCUGACAAACCAUCGACCUUUUCCCCUGAAACGACUUUGUAUAUUCGAGUGGAAAUGGCGACAGACGAGAGGGUUCGAAGAAAUUUCUUCUCUGGCAGGCUGUGCGUGGCAAUCGUUUUCUCCCUGUCUCGCCUCCAUCGUUGCUGGUUCGUUCGAAACGCGAAUUCUUUUCUCUCGUCGUUGCUCGCGGCAGCUGUCAGCGACGAAGCCUCCGACUAGCCACGGAUCGAUAAUUCAGCAUUCUCACGAGCCCGAUCCAAAGAGAAGGCAACGAAUGGACGCGAAGGGUCGGGUCGACCCUAAAGGGGGAGAGAGAAAGAUGCGCAGAAAAAAGGCUGCCCUCUUGCCGCACGCUAAUUUGCAUCAGGGAUACGUACACACCGGGAGGAUCCCUUUUGGCUGGAGCACGUAUCAACAGGGGUAUCUAACGAUGGGACGAGGGUCGAAAAACCACCUAGGGUACCGAUAAACGCUCUUCUCGGACGAGUCUCCUUUAGUCUCCUUCACGAAUCGUUUCACCGAAAAUUAAAUUCUAACAGCAUAAGAGUUUAAUAGCACGAAAGCCUCCCUCACGGUUGAAAUGGUGCAAGUGGGCCCUUCGCAUUCUCAUUUUCCCUUGCAUUCAACUAUUUUAUCCAAGAAAUUAUAUCCACAAUGUCUGAAAUUCCAUACGCGGUAGGAUGGAACCUUUGACACUUGCAAUUCUAUUAACUGCGGUAAGAAAAUUGUCUUCCUCGCGGAGAAGAUUGAUAACGAAGGAAAUUCUUGAAGAAACGAAAGAAAAAAAAAAAGGAUAGUCGUUCUCGGUCGGCGUCAUUUUUCUUCGCGGUAUUAUUCGGAAUCGAAGUUGUCGUACAGGAUGCAGUCGCGUCAAGAUUACGUACGUGCCGGGAAUUUUCUGGGAUGCAACGACGCGACGGUAUCGAAAGCAACGAAUUCUUUUCUGCCGGCAGCUUUUGUGCCGCGAAGGCAAUCGAUUUCCAGGGAAUCGAACGUUCGUUCCAGCCGAUCGCUGACAAAAAGACGAGGGGGGAAAACGUUAAUCGAAGAGCCUCCCAAGUUAUCGCGUCUGAAACUUAUCUCGGACACGCAAUUUCUGCUCCGCUUUCCCGCCCGAUUGCUCCAGAUUCUACUUCCUAUACUUGCGCGUGUGUACGCGGCAAGAUAACGCGACAACCGAGUGGAUAAAUCGAGUUUGCCUCGUAACGGAGCUUAGGUGUGCGGCUAUUGUAAUCAUGGCUUCUCCAUUUCCUCUUAAUUGUCUCAUCGCGAUGGAGCGGUAGCCGAUAUCGAUACCCUGGAAUAUUACGCCGAUCAACCGAGACUUGAUUCCUCAAAAUUGCAAGCUUCUAACUCGAUUAGCCGUUUUCCGGCCGAUCGAGUAACCGAGCAACCAUCCAGCAUUUAAUAUUCAUAAUUUGUUGCAAGAAACCCGUUUGCAUCUCUAAAAGUCGACUCGAUUGGAUCCGUAACUUUAUUGCUUAUCCUCCUCUCUCCGUGUAGAGCAUUAAUCUUGAGCGACAGACAAAUCCCAUCCCAGGUAUAAUUAAAUUGUCUACAGAAAGGAUUAAUUAAAACCAACCAUUUCGAGCGUGCACGCGAUUAUCUUAUAUACCGUGGCGGAUCGUUAAAUCAACCGUAUUUGCGUGUAAAUGCGAAUGAGAUUGCGCAACCAGACAGCCGUGUAUGUAUAUGAUUGCAAAAAUAUCAAUUAAUAAUUAAACCUCCCUCUCUAAAUGUCGCAGCUUGGCAUAGAAGGCGUUAAUUCUUACACGAUCUCAGUGUAUGACUAUAUGUAUCGUCGAUCGAUUUCCAAUUAUAUCAAUAUGUAUGAAGGUGUAGAACGAUUUCCGGUUACUUGAAUCGGCCAGUACACCUGUGAUAGUCGGGACAGCAACACGGUAGAUGCAAAUUUUCAAGAGGCUGCGGAUAGGUCCCUGACCGAGCGGUUGCAACGCGCAUCGGUCGCAACUGAAUAUUCCAUUCGUAGUUGGAGGAAGUAGCGGGAGGAUGGUUGUAUAUGCGCAUAGGCUCGAACACCGGGGUUGCGGCUAUUCCGUCGACCGGCUCUCGAGGGUUGUUCAAGCGUCAAAGGGGUAGAACUGGAGCUCGAAUCACUCGAUAGACCGCACUGUUUCGUGUUAUUCUGUUAUUCGUGAUAAUAACCGAUUGAAUUAACUGCUUCCCAAGCGAACACGUUAGACGAUGGAUUGUUUUCUUAGCCCGUUCGUUGACGUCUCGGAUCGAUCCUUUCGGAAAUAACUUACGAGACGAAAUUCUGAAUGAGAAACCUUUCGAACUAUAUUGGGUUUUAAAGUGUCGUUCACCUGGGCUGGAGAGGGUCGAAUAAAAUUGGUUUCGUAUUGACUUUCUUAUUGAGAAAAUGGAUUUAGAACAGCCACAGUUAAUACUUAUUACUUUAAAUCUCAUCCUUUACUCUAUUUCAAAGUUUUAAGUUAAUAUAUUGGUAACUUCUAUAUUAGCCGCUAGGUGGGUGUCAGCGACUACUUUCUCGCAAGUACUCGCUCGCCAAUCCAUCACUAUCGGCGCUUAACUUCUUUAUUUCAUUUCCCAGAAGUAUCUGAUCCCUAGACUGGUAUAAAAAAAUAAAAAUCAUGCAUGAGCUAAAUAAAUUUCUAUGAAUGUGGUAUGAAAUAGUUUUAUGGAAAGUUCAGUCCGGCUGGUUGCGCGGACCGGUUAACGUUGAACCGUGGCCCAUGUGCGUGUCGAGGGGGUUGCGAGCCGUGUCAGGAUCGAGGGUAGGCGGCCGACGAACCUGGGGCGUCCAACAGACAGGGACGAAGGGCGAGAGGCUGGACUGGGGUGAGUCUAACCGGGGGAAGGACGCCGGGCGUCGCGGCGCAGCCUGCCGCACCCAGCAAAGCGCCUGCUCCCCUUGAACCGGCAAAACGUAUACCUGACGCAACCGAGGAGACGAGGAAAGCGCGUCGUUCUCGCGACACGCUGUUGCUAGGCGCUCGUUUUCCACCCUUGAUUCCGCUCCAGCCGUCUCGGGGCGCAACGUUUCAUCUUUUAAUACGUCGCCAAGUGAAAAACGUCCACUCGAGGCUCGGGUUCUUUCAACAUCCAAGGUCAACCCGCCGAACUCUCGGAUCCUGCGACACCGGGGCUAAUUCACGGGACGCGGCAUCGACCUUUGUACCUCGACCUUUGUUCCGCGUCACAUUCGAACGUGCUCGCGUUUACCGGCUCCGUCCUCAGUGUUUUUUGACAUUUCUACAAUUUUGUGAACUCGACUUUUCUUCUUUUUUUUUGCUACUUCGUGGGUGAUUGUGUGCAAAUGUGAAAUUAUGUAGUUGAUCGAGAGAUGAAGAUUUUUCGAACUCUGAGACGGGUAGUGACAUGAAAGAAUACUCGAACGAAAGUAACGAAUGAUCAAGAUAGAAAGAGACAUUUUAAUUGUUGAAAUUUGCGAACGGUGAUUCGUUUCACGAAGAAGACCAGAUAGAAAUCUACCGUUGCACCUGCGGUGCGUGUUUCCGGCGACGGUAUCGAUUCGAAAGUGGCGAUGCAGCAAGUGCACCGGAAGAGGAAGGAGCAUCGUCGAUGAACGAGGAAGACAUAUCAAAAUCCUGUGUAAAUCCUACCGGUGCCGACGCGACCGUUGAUUCGAGAGUAAAUUUUCAGUAGAUUCGAACAGAAAGAAAAUAAUCGAACUUGUAUCGCUUUCGCGAAGUUUGUUAUAGUGUUUGUUAUCGCGAUUCGUGCCGAUGAGAAAAGUGAUCAGCGGUGGGUGAUGAUCAGUGACCCACCGUUUCGAAUGAAGUGGUUUUAGGAUGAUGGUGGAGCGUGUUGAAGACCAUCUCUUCAUGUAUCGACGUCCCGUUUACCGGGUCUUCCAGUACCUCGAAACCACCGACCAUGAGGGGAUGAGCACUGGCGUGGGAGAUGGAGGUGGAGGUGGCGGUGGUGGUGUACAAGGAAGCGGGGGCGGAAGAAAUACGCCGCCCCAUGGAUCGCCCACCCCCAUGGAUAAAGCGACUUUGAAAGUCCAUCUACCUAACGGUGGUUUCAAUGUUGUUAAAUUCGGUGAUGCCAUCGAUGUAAGGGGUAUCAUUUCUUUGGUAACUAGUCGACUAGCUGCUGGUACAAGGCACUAUAGAAAUCUCUACGCCAUGAGGCUUCAUCAUCCUGGAUCGGGGGAGAGUUACUGGUUACACCAAGACACCACCAUGUACCAGGUUCAGGAGAAGUACGAAAAGAAACAUCCCCAUUGCGAGUGGAGGUAUGAACUAAGGGUGCGAUACCUACCCCAGAACCUAAACGAUUUGUACGAAAAGGAUAAAGUAACGUUCUACUAUUAUUACGAUCAGGUUCGAAAUGAUUAUCUGUGCGCGAACCACUCGGCUCUAGAUCAAGAUGUGGCUGUUCAAUUAUGCUGUCUAGAAAUUCGAUAUUUCUUCAAAGACAUGCAUCAGGUUGCGCUUGACAAGAAGAGUAAUCUCGAGUACCUAGAAAGAGAGGUUGGUCUGCACAAAUUUUUACCCCGGUCCGUAUUGAACGGAAUGAAACCAAAGGCUCUACGCAAACUGAUACAACAACACUUCAAAAAGGUAGCAGCAUUAUCUGAAUUAGAAUGCAUGUUCAAGUUCUUUGAUCUCUUAAGGGCACACUACAGAUUCGAUCAGGAAAGGUUCAUAUGUGCUUUGGGGUCAAGCUGGUCUAUACCCGUAGAACUAGUCAUUGGACCAGACUUAGGCAUAUCUUAUAUGGCUCACAGAGGCGGAACAGUGCCAACAAGAAUGGCAGAGUUCUCUCAGAUACAGUCUAUUCAGACCCUUGUAUCGGACUGUAAGGAACACGCGAAAGCGUGUAUUAAAUUAAGGGUAGCUGGGACUGCUGAAACGUUAAGUAUAACCUGUUCGAGUCUGGACCAAGCAGAAAGUUUAGCAGAUUUGAUCGACGGAUACUGUAGACUAGUUACCGGAAGUAACACCUCAUUAUGGAACAGAAAAGCUGCAUCGUGGAAAAACUAUCCCUGUCCAUGCAAAGACGCUCAUCCACCAAAAUACAGGCAAGAUGGAAGCACGAAUAGCCCAGAGAAAAAUGUUAGCAAAACUGGAACUAUUUUGUCAGAGGACUAUGCAGAAAUUGUGGACGAGGAAGGAGACUACUCAACUCCAGCUACCAAAGAUUAUGAAAUAGUAAGGAACCAAGUAGAACUGGGUGAAAUUAUCGGGGAGGGUCAAUUUGGUAAUGUACAUAAAGGUUCUUACAAAGGAAGGGACGGCCAGACCAUAGCGGUAGCAGUGAAAACUUGUAAAGUUGACGCGGACCUCGCUACGUCCGAGAAAUUCCUCGAAGAAGCUUAUAUAAUGCAACAAUUUGAGCAUCCUCAUAUUAUAAGAUUAAUUGGGGUGUGUUCAGAAGCACCGAUCUGGUUAGUAAUGGAAUUAGCUAGGUUGGGAGAGAUGCGAGCUUAUCUGCAGUCGAAUAAACAUCGUCUGGACCUCGCCACUCUUCUACUUUAUACUUUUCAACUAAGCACUGCCCUGUCUUACCUCGAAAGCAAGAAAUUCGUCCACAGAGACAUUGCUGCAAGAAACGUGCUAGUUUCUGCGCACAAUUGCGUUAAGUUAGCCGAUUUUGGCCUUAGUAGGUGGGUAGAAGAUCAAAGCUACUACACCGCAAGUAAAUGUAAGUUACCUAUAAAAUGGAUGGCGCCUGAAAGCAUAAAUUUUCGACGAUUUACAACAUCUUCUGAUGUCUGGAUGUUUGGUGUAUGCAUGUGGGAGAUUUUGAUGUUGGGCGUAAAGCCGUUUCAAGGUGUGAAAAACAACGAAGUGAUCCGUAAGUUGGAAAACGGUGAAAGACUUGCAUUACCAAAUCGCUGCCCACCACGAUUAUAUUCUUUGAUGUCUCAAUGCUGGAGUUACGAACCCAGCAAACGACCAACGUUCAAAGAAAUCAGAGAAACUUUGCAUGAAAUAUUACUAGAAGAAAAACAUCAACAGCAAGAAACGAUGAGACGAGAAAACAGGAGAGUACAAGCUAUGUCUUGGGGUGCAGACGAUGUACCGCCGCCGAAACCCUCGAGGCAACCUCAAAACGCGACGGAUCAAUCUCAGUUAACCGCCGUAGCGCCAGUUUCGACGUAUAUCGUUGCUCAAAGUCCUGAAGUUCUUGCACAACUUCUCAAGGAUAAUCAAAACAGGGGGGUAUGUCCCUCCGUGUACACAACUCCCGCCUCGGCUUUCAAUACCUUAGCAGUGCAGUUCCAAGACGAAGAUCAAGUCUUAACUACUGCCUUAGUUUCAGAUCUACCCUUUUUCGAUCCAGCUGCCUCAGAACCUUCUGUCUCUCAUGACACUCACUCAGGAGACUCCACCUUAUCCGACACAAACUUAGAUUCCCUCGAAUCCUCGGACACUCCUCUCAUGUCCAGCCUCAGUAUUUCAGAGACGGCGCAAGCUCAGUCACCCGCUGCCAAUAGAAAACAGCAGCAAAAGGUUAAAGAGAUGCAAAAUUUGUACGCGGUUAGUUCGAAAGUGGUCGGUAACGUCACCGGGGAUCUCUACUCUCCCGUUCAAAAGUUUUCUACGUCCAGCGCUAUUGCUGUUACAACUACCGCGGCUACUUGUGCCGAAAUAUAUGGGCCUGUCGCUAAUUUCACGCAAAGCUCCGCUAUCGUUGGUAAUCUCAGUCAAAGUCCCAGCGUAGGUGGUAAUUUCGGUGAGAAUCCUGGAAACUUUGGGCCUAGUAGCUUAACUAAUAUCGUAGGCUCGAAUAAUCAGAAUCAGUCCACCAGUUGUGGUCAAUUUUCUUCUAACAACACCAAUCAAUCGUUUAGCGUUGGUCAACCAAUAAGUCAGAAUGUUAGUUGUUCGCAAAGUUCUGCUGGCGUGUAUCCCCGUGCGCCUGUUGUUAGCUCAGCUAACACCGCUAUUCCUACGUCAGCCGCAGAAUGUCUUUACGGUCCUGUUUUAAAGUUUCGAGCACAAAACGUUCAGCAUCAAAAUGCGUCCGACUUGAAAUCUAUCAGUACCUCUGCUGGAUCCUGUAUGCCAAAUCCAAGGGCUAAUUUGGUCUACACUUCUACUUCCGGACAAAAUCUACAAGCCCAACCGUUGCACGCUCAAAACUAUCAACAUCAGCAAAUAUACUCGAACAUCAGCCAUCUAGGCUCGCAGCCAAUGUACUUGCCGCAGCAUGUGCAAAACAUCCAACGGCAGAAUCCCAUUCAUCAAGCAGUUUCUUACAUACCCGCGCAACACACCAGUCAACAAAGUCAAUCGACCGGCGCUAACCAACUUUACACGGCCCAUGCAACCUCCCUUGGUAUGGUGCAACCUCUAAAAGUUCAGGGUCCCGUGUACGCGCAACAAAUGCAACCUGGAAUAGCGAGUCAUGUACCGAGUUCUCAAGCAACCAGCGUGAAUCAGCAAUUGUCUUUUAGCAUGGCGCAAAGUCAUCAUCCUGUUCAAGUGCAUUUCACUGCCACGUCAGGUGCUACGGUUCAACAGGCUAACCAGCAGUAUAUUCAUCAAAGUAACAUCGUCAUGGGACAGCAAUCGUGUUCCAUUAACGCGACCCAACAGCAUGGUCAGGCACAGUGUAACGUUACCAAUCCAACUACUAGCGCGUCAAAUGCAACACAGUAUUUAGCACAACCAUCCAUGCAACCAGGAAUCGUAAGAUCUAGUACGCCUCAGAUAGCGACUGGUGUAGCAAAAAUCACUACGUUCGUAACUCAUAAGCAAGACGAACAAUUGACAAGCUCUACAGAUGGUACGCUGUCCGGAUCUCUGAUAUCGUCCGCUGUCAGUGACAGCACAAUGUCAUCGAGCAGCUCGAUGACAGAGGAGGCACAGCAAGAUCAGAGAACCGUACAAUCGCAGUUGUUCGACAACGUAGCAGAAAACUUCAACACCGGUGUGGACGAUGAACAAAAAUUGUUGGAACAACGACUCUUAGAGCAACAGCGUCAGUCUGAAGAGGAUAGUCGCUGGUUGGCUAGAGAAGAAAAACGUUUAUCAAUUGCAACGAGCGGAGACGAAAGCGCUAGUCCUCCAGUUCCACGUUCAGUCACGCAAUCACCAAAUCACGAGCAGCAUAGCGCUAAUACUGGUUCUUUAGGUUCUGAUAAGGGUAGCGAGAAAGUAAUCGUCGUAAAGAAAAUGGAACCAACACCUACUGCAGAUCUGGAUAGAACCAAUGACAAAGUGUAUGAUUCCACUACCAGUGUAGUUCGUGCGGUAAUGUCUCUUUCCCAAGGUGUGCAGCAGAGCAAAGCGGAACAAUACUUGGAGUUAGUACGUAAAGUAGGUAUUGAAUUAAAAGCCUUGCUUUCAUCUGUGGAUGCUUUGAUGGAUAUACUACCUAUAUCUGCUCAUCGCGAGGUAGAAAUGGCGCAUAAAGUUCUUAGCAAAGAUAUGGCAGAGCUUGUAACCGCUAUGAAACAAGCUCAGAAAUACAGCGCUACUACUUUAGACGUAGAAUAUCGAAAAGGAAUGUUGUCAGCAGCACACAUUUUAGCAAUGGACGCAAAGAAUCUGCUGGAUGUAAUCGAUUCGAUUCGUAUUCGUUACCCGUACGUAGAUAACCAGAUUUGUCAGAAGCAAAACAAUAUUAAUGCACCAAAAGAAUCUACGCCGGAAAACCGUAUUCGUUCCAGUCAAUCUGGAGAACAAUUUCUGAGGCGAAGUCAGUCGAGUGAACGUCAGGGUACGACGUUCAGACAGAGUCAAAGUGGUGAACUUUUACAUAGAAUGGGCCAAUCCGUCGAUCGCUCGCUUCAGGGUAGUCAAAGUGAUGUUAAUUCUAGCUCUAGUUUAGAAAGAAGGCAUCACAUUGUUACUAACAGUCUCGAACGUAAUUCAACGACCAGAAGACAAAUGACAACAAAUAGUUUAGAAAGAAAAAGACCAUCGUUGUCAUGUAAUAUCAGUCCUAUGAAUAAUUCAGUUAAUCUACCGCCAAUGGUACCAGUUACUUGUAAUUUAGUUCAAACAGUUCAUCAAAGUCAAACAGUGACGACAGGUGUUAAUCAACAGUCAGUGUUUGCGUCCAAUAAUAAAACAACAAAUGAAAGUGCGACAACUGAUAGCUAACAACGAGGUGCCUUGCAUUAAGGAAAACUUCGGAGAAAUAUUUGUAUGUACAUAGAUAACGUCCUGCAAGUUACCCAUCUAUAUCUCGCGCAUAACUCAGCAGCAAGAGAUUUAGUAUUUGCGCUUUAUAGCUCUUUUUAACAUUUAACAGACUUUGUCUAAACGUACUUAUAGAUAAGACAGUAUUCAUUAGAUGUAGAGGUAGAUUAUUGUUAAGAGAUGUAAGUUAUAACUACGAAGAAAUCACUCCAAAGCUUUAGAAUUAUUGUUAAUUUGUUAUUGUAUAACAAAGCUGUACAUGGGGUGACGCAAAAGGCACCCUCAAGCAUAAAGAAUUGCAUGCAAUUCUUCCAUUCAUACGAACUUAGUAUCCAACAGAUAACACGCUUAAAUUUUCUCGCACAUGUUUUAAUAUUAUUUAAAAUAAAUUAUAUAAAAUUCAUCAUCGCAAUGUCAUGACGUAUACGACCUAUUAAUCCAGAGAUUGUCUUAUUGCAUCACCCUAUAGGUAGUUGAAUAAUUCUAUAUACAUAUAUAUAUAUAUUAUAUUUAUAAAUGUAUAUU
This is a messenger RNA of Osmia lignaria (orchard mason bee), 17157 nucleotides long. It is a transcript of the gene Fak, whose product is annotated as protein tyrosine kinase 2 Fak. Gene Ontology annotation, biological process: protein phosphorylation; signal complex assembly. Gene Ontology annotation, molecular function: ATP binding; protein tyrosine kinase activity. NCBI's taxonomy places the organism in Eukaryota, Metazoa, Arthropoda, Insecta, Hymenoptera, Megachilidae. The record is from RefSeq and is a predicted model, not a curated record. Gene Ontology annotation, cellular component: cytoskeleton; focal adhesion.